Molecule: messenger RNA, 1209 nt
Organism: Penicillium subrubescens
Lineage: Eukaryota; Fungi; Ascomycota; Eurotiomycetes; Eurotiales; Aspergillaceae
Product: putative protein N-terminal asparagine amidohydrolase
Exons: 2
Coding region: 1-1209 (402 amino acids)
Biological process (GO): protein catabolic process
Molecular function (GO): protein-N-terminal asparagine amidohydrolase activity; protein-N-terminal glutamine amidohydrolase activity
Source: RefSeq, a predicted model, not a curated record
AUGAGAAUCGCAACCCUGCAAUUUGCCCCGAAGCUGGGUGAUGUCGAGGGGAACAUCAACAGGGCCAAUGAACUGCUGAAGAGGGGCAAACAUGUCUCCAUUGAUGGACAGACCCGCGGAAUCGGGAUUGGAAUCGAUCUUUUACGUCCUGAUAUCCUGGUAUUGCCGGAGCUAGCUUUGACCGGGUACAACUUCCCUUCCAAGGAAGCAAUCAAGCCAUAUCUAGAGUCUGCCGGGGCAGGCCCCAGCGCAACAUGGGCGCGCGACACAGCCAAAAGCCUGCAUUGCAAGGUCUGCAUUGGAUAUCCAGAGAUUGAGCACAGUGACGACGAGGCAGAACCCAAGUACUACAACUCGCUCCUCGUGGUUGAUAAAACCGGUGCGGUGAUCCACAACUACCGCAAGAGUUUCUUGUAUUUCACCGACGAAACAUGGGCUGCGGAAGGCAGCGUGGAGCUAGGAUUCCGCAAGCUUGCAUUUACACCGUGCGACGAGCCCGAGAGCAAGUCCAAGUCCACUACCAUACCCACAGCAAGCCCAGUCCAGCAAGAAGUACCCACCUCAUUUGGUAUCUGCAUGGACAUCAACCCCUAUAAAUUCGAAGCACCAUACACAGCCUACGAAUUCGCCAACCGCGUGCUAGACUCCGGCUCACAGCUAGUCAUUCUGUCAAUGGCCUGGCUAACACUAAUGGGCAAAGAAGACAUUGCCGCGCUGAAUGGCAAACCCGAUAUGGACACGUUCAGCUACUGGUUAAACCGGUUUAUGCCCCUACUGGAGAAGAAGCUGCGGCACGAGGGGGAUAUCGACCGCCACACCGACAGCCCCGGCGCAUCGAGCGAGCCCGGCACCAAGAGGACCGUGAUUAUCUUUGCCAAUCGCGCCGGGGAGGAGCCGGCGGCAGAUGAUACCAAGUCAGCGGCGCGGUAUGCGGGGACGAGUGCCGUCAUUGCUGUGACGCAGCGGGCUCGGAUGGUGGCAUCGGGGUCGGGGUCGGGGUCACGGGUAGAGGGUGGGAUCGACGGUGGAGAGGAGGGUGAGGGUGAGUGUGCUGUGGAGGCGAAGAUCGCCUGCUGGGAUCUUUUGGGGGCGGGGGAGGAAGGGAUUUGUUUUGCGGAUACUACGGCAGAGCCGAAAAUGGUGUUUGGAUUGAGGAGGAGAGGGGGGAGUGAGGAGAGUUCUGGAGAGGAGUCUGAGGGAUCGGGAUAG